AUGACUGAUCUUAGUGGUACAACAUCAACAUCACUUAAUACAUCUCAAACAACAUCAGGUUCAAAUGCUAACAAAAAAAGUAAAACAACUGCUGCAAGUAAAAGCAAAAAAGCUAAGAGUACAAGUAGCCAUCCAAAAUAUUCGGCUAUGAUUAAACAGGCAAUAACACAUUUAAAUGAUCGUAAUGGUACUUCGAAAGCAGCUAUAUUAAAAUAUAUCUUGGCUAAUUUUAAAGUUAAUUCAGCAUCAACAAAUCAACAUCUUAAAUCGGCAUUACGUGCAGGUAUAAAAAAUAAAUCAUUAAAACAAACAAAAGGUGUUGGUGCAAGUGGAAGUUUUAAAUUAUCUUCCGAUGCAGGAACAACAAAGAAAGGUUCAUCAGCUGGUAAAAAGAAAAAAUCGACAACAACAACAACAAAAAAAGCUUCAAGUGCAAAACCACGAAGUCGAUCAAAAACACCAGGUGGAAGUAAAAAAACAGGUGGUAGUAAAACAAAAAAAGCACGAUCAUCAAGCAAACCAAAAGCAGCAAGUGGUGGUGCUACGAAACGAAAACGUUCACCUUCACCAGCGAAAAAAGCACCAGCAAAGAGAGCAGCUCCCGCAGUUGCAGCUGCAGCUCCAGCCGUAGCCGCACCAUCAACAACUGCUCCUGCUAGUGCUGCUGCUGCUGCUCCAAGCAAAAAGAAAGCAACAACAGGCGCUAAAAAAGCUAAAACAGUUAAACCAAAAUCUAAAGCAGCUGCUAAACCAAAAUCAGCAGCUAAAGCUAAGAGUCCAAAGAAGAAAGCAGCAGCACCAAAGAAAAAAGCUGCUGCUAAACCAAAGAGUAAAGCUACAAAAUCUAAAUCAACUACGGCUUCAUCAACACCAGCUGCUGCUGCUGCUACAUCAACUACAACUUCCAAUACUGCUACCAGUACCAGUAGUGCAACUCCUGCAGCAAAAAAAGCUCGUAAGAGUGCAACAACUAAAAAAGCCAAAAGUCCAAAAAGAUCAACAGGCAAAAAAUGA
Messenger RNA from Adineta steineri, 1014 nucleotides. The record is from the annotation of a GenBank genome assembly. Lineage: Eukaryota; Metazoa; Rotifera; Eurotatoria; Adinetida; Adinetidae.